This is a messenger RNA of Rattus rattus (black rat), 2723 nucleotides long. RefSeq names its product DnaJ heat shock protein family (Hsp40) member B4 (gene Dnajb4). Lineage: Eukaryota; Metazoa; Chordata; Mammalia; Rodentia; Muridae. The record is from RefSeq and is a predicted model, not a curated record. The coding region runs from base 605 to 1618 and encodes 337 amino acids. Gene Ontology annotation, molecular function: protein-folding chaperone binding. Gene Ontology annotation, cellular component: cytosol. The transcript is spliced from 6 exons.
CAGAGACGUUUGCCACCCGCGGUUGUAGAACACUAAAGGCUGUCGCGGAGUAGGGAGCUAGUGUCCUUCCCUGUUUCCGUAGGGAGGGGCUUGACGUCGUCGGGCGUGGACGUCACGCAACAGUGUCCCGCGAGCGCGAGGCCGCAGAGCCCGAGGGCCUCGCGGGGCGUCCGCGGCGAGGCUGCGGAACCGUCUGCCGCCGGGCGGGAGCCCAGCAUGCUGCGGGGCGCUGAGCUGCCGCCGCCUGUGACCUCCAGCCCGGCCCGUCACAAGCGGGGAUGAACUCAGACCACCGGGCCCUUAGUUCUCGAGCUGAUUACCUACCGAAUCUAUAUGUAAAAUAAUGUGGGCGAGCGGAUGGUGAAAAUAUGACCUCCCUUUGUCCUUUAAAAACAUAAUUUUCAAGCUGAUUUGGGGUCAUUUGAAGAUGCACACCAGCUUCAAGUUGAAAGAGUAGGACUUUGCAUCCUUUAAAAAAGUAUUCAUUUCUGAGUCUGCACACACAUGCCAGAGUGUGAAGACACCCUCAGGAUGGGCUCUUCCAUGUCAUUGUUGCAUGCAGUGAGCUUUUAGGGAAAUCUAAGUUCAUUUCAAGGCAUUCGAAAUGGGGAAAGACUAUUAUCACAUUUUGGGAAUUGAAAAAGGAGCUACAGAUGAAGAUAUUAAGAAGGCUUACCGAAAACAAGCCCUCAAAUUUCAUCCAGACAAGAACAAGUCUCCUCAAGCAGAGGAAAAAUUUAAAGAGGUCGCAGAAGCUUACGAAGUACUGAGUGAUCCUAAAAAGAGAGAAAUAUAUGAUCAGUUUGGCGAAGAAGGCCUGAAGGGUGGAGCUGGCGGCACUGACGGACAAGGAGGCACCUUCAGGUACACGUUCCACGGAGAUCCGCAUGCGACCUUUGCAGCCUUCUUUGGAGGUGCCAACCCCUUUGAUAUUUUCUUCGGGAGACGGAUGGGUGGAGGCCGAGACUCUGAAGAGAUGGAGAUAGAUGGCGACCCCUUCAGUGCCUUUGGCUUUAGCAUGAAUGGAUAUCCAAGAGACAGGAAUUCCGUGGGGCCCUCCCGUCUCAAACAAGACCCUCCCAUUAUUCAUGAACUCAGAGUCUCGCUUGAAGAAAUAUACAGUGGCUGCACCAAACGGAUGAAGAUUUCUCGAAAGAGAUUAAACCCUGAUGGAAGGAGUUACAGAUCUGAGGAUAAAAUUCUCACCAUUGAAAUAAAGAAAGGGUGGAAAGAAGGCACCAAAAUUACUUUCCCAAGGGAAGGUGAUGAAACACCAAAUAGCAUCCCAGCAGACAUUGUUUUUAUUAUUAAAGACAAAGAACAUCCCAAAUUUAAGAGAGAUGGAUCGAAUAUAGUUUAUACUGCUAAAAUUAGUUUACGGGAGGCAUUGUGUGGCUGCUCAAUUAAUGUGCCAACAAUGGAUGGAAGAAACAUACCUAUGUCAGUCACUGACAUCGUGAAACCUGGGAUGAGGAGAAGAAUUAUUGGCUAUGGGCUGCCAUUUCCAAAAAACCCAGACCAACGUGGCGACCUACUGAUAGAAUUUGAUGUGUCCUUCCCAGACGUCAUUUCUGCAGCAUCCAAAGAGAUCCUUAGGAAACAUCUCCCUGCCUCAUAGAAUGAGAAGAACCUUGCUAUCCAUAUUUUGAUAAGACACUGAAAAUAUAAAAGUACUGGCAGUUUGACUGAUGUGAAUUCUGUAUAAAGAUGUGUAAACUCUUCUGAGGGCUCAUUAAAUUGCAUGAAUAGAGACGGUUCAAAUAGGCAAAAGUGGAUUUUUACAGUAGAGAUGAAGGUCAUUCACUGUAUUAUAUUUCAUUUCUCCCAAAUCAGAAAUUUUCAGUAUUUCAUUUAUAAGUAAAAUUUGGUUUUGUGGUCUAUAGAUACACUUCUAGUAAAGUACUAGAUCAUCCAAGUUCUCUCUCUCUCUCUCUCUCUCUCUCUCUCUCUCUCUCUCUCUCUCUCUCUGUGUGUGUAUCUUUAAAUGAUCAGUGUGAUAGGCUCCCUUAAUAGAAAUUAAAAUCCUUAACUGUAUGUGACAUAUGUGGAGGAGAAUAAAAGCCAAAGUCAUCAGAAAUGCAGUCUGGGUCACAUCCAGAACCGCUGUGUUGGGCUGGCACCAGAACGCAUUGAUGCUUUAUUAUUGUGACCUCUCAAGGAUGCUGUAGCAUUUUCUAAGAACAUGGUUGUAAUGUUCUUAAAGCAGACCUCCUCAUAAGAAGAGAAUGAAUGACAUUUUGUCUCCUGUGGACAUCCCAAUAGUCAGAGUUACUGGUAUUUUAGAAACAUUGUUUUGAAAUGGCCACAUGUAAUUUUAUGCAAGUUGACUAUAUAUCUUGAACUUAAUAAGCUCAUUUUGUGGUUCAUUAGUUUAAGAUAUUUGUUUACUAAUAUUUGUUUUUAGAGAAAAUACUGUUCCUUGGCAUUCAUUUCCCAUUUGCAGUCUUCUGUGAGUCCCUCAUGCUGUAUACCUUACAUAAUUUCCCUGAAGACACUGAUCUACCAUUACGACGUUAAACCAAAAUCUGAACACAAUGGACAGCACCGCUGCUUGUGGGCGAUGUUGUACUAGCUGUUACCGUAUAAAUAUCUUACCUUUUCAUGUAUAUAGAUUGCAUUUCUUAGGUGUUUUAAUUUUUUAAAUAUAUUUACAUUUAAAAAAUUACUGUCUUCUGUUUUAUGUCUAUCAAAAGUGAUGUUAUAAAACCUUUUUCUAUAAAACA